This is a messenger RNA of Aspergillus sclerotioniger CBS 115572, 3570 nucleotides long. RefSeq names its product putative C6 transcription factor (Mut3). Gene Ontology annotation, biological process: DNA-templated transcription; positive regulation of transcription by RNA polymerase II. The transcript has 4 exons. Lineage: Eukaryota; Fungi; Ascomycota; Eurotiomycetes; Eurotiales; Aspergillaceae. Gene Ontology annotation, molecular function: DNA-binding transcription factor activity, RNA polymerase II-specific; zinc ion binding; sequence-specific DNA binding. The coding region runs from base 263 to 3430 and encodes 1055 amino acids. The record is from RefSeq and is a predicted model, not a curated record. Gene Ontology annotation, cellular component: nucleus.
CCGCGAUCAAUCCUUUUUGCUAACCACUCUCUGUGCCUUCCAUGAACCUGUGAGAAGAGUCAAUUCCACCCUCGUGGAGAUUGCGAUAACGGUCGGAUCGCCACGCGGGCUAUUUCUCCUUGCUGAUCGGAUUAGUCUCCUGUCAACUAUCGUUCAUCUUCCUAUCAAUCAGUUCCACAUCCUCCUCAUACCCCCUUGCAUGCCUUUGCGCCGACCGCCUUGAGAUCUUCUGCUGUCCCUUCCGCACCUCUCAUCUCCCCUCAUGGCAUCCGCUCCCAGUCCGGCGCAUGCCGACAAUGCGAACGAGGACGAUCCCUCGGCUGCGUCCGACUCGUUCUUCUAUGCCCACGAAGACCACGACGCCUCUUCCGGCCACGAUCCGUUGGAAAAGGAUGAUGGACUGGCCGACACCAAGCCGGCGAAGGAUCCUCUUCCGAUGCAGAAGAGACGUCGGGUGACGCGCGCCUGUGAUGAGUGUCGUCGCAAGAAGAUCAAGUGCGAUGGGAAGCAGCCGUGCACUCAUUGCACUGUCUACAGCUAUGAAUGCACGUAUGAUCAACCGUCAAAUCGUCGUCGCAAUCCCGCCCCUCAAUAUGUCGAGGCUCUUGAAAACCGUUUACACAAGGCGGAAGCCCUUCUGCGCGUUGUCCUCCCUGAUCUCAAUCUUGACGACCCACAAUUCGAUGUGCAUGCCACGGAGCAGAUGUUGGCGGCCAUCAAGCGAGAGAAACAACAGCAACAGCAACAGCAGCAGCAGCAAACGGCAGCGGCAUCGCUCCCAGCCACCAACGAUCGACGCCGAAGUUCCGUGGCCAUUGCGGGCCCCGCCGACCCUUCUGCAGAUGGAAAUGGCGGGGAUGAGUCGCUUCUUGAGUCGAUGGUUGAUAAUUCUGGCUAUUUAGAUCUGGACGACCAGGGUCAUUGGGACUACCACGGGCACAGCUCGGGCAUGACCUUCAUCCGCCGACUGCGCAAGCAACUAGGCGCUUCCGACAUACAGCCGCCGUCAAUCCGGUCGCGACCGGUCAGUCAGUCCAAGUUUGACAGCCCGAAGUCCGUGUCGGAGUCGCCGCAGGAUGCGUCAUUGCCCCCCACCCACGAUCUGCCGCCGCGGGAUGUCGCACGGCGAUUGUGUCACAAUGCAUUCGAUGACGGCUGCUCGCUGAUGCGCUUUGUGCACGAACCCUCGUUCUACGCCAUGUUUGAUCGGAUAUACGAUACGCCGCCGGACCAGUUCACCAACGAAGAAAACUCAUUUUUGCCGCUCCUCUAUAUCGUCAUCGCGGUCGGUUGUCUAUUUUCGGAUGGCGGAAUGGGUGCGCUUGAUGUAUCUGGAUACGAGGGUGCCAUUGGCCAAGGGUUCCAAUACUUCAAAGCGGGCCAACAGCUCUUAGAGAUUACUGAUUGUCGCGACUUGAUCUCUCUGCAGGCGAUCUGUUUCAUGGUCCUCUUUCUACAGGCUUCCGCUAAAUUGAGCACCUGCUACUCCUACGUGGGCAUUGCCCUUCGUUCCUCCCUGCGACUAGGCCUGCAUCGCAAAGUGACAGCGCAUUUUACACCUCUCGAGCAGGAGCUGCGGAAACGUAUCUUUUGGGUUGUACGAAAGAUGGAUGUGUACGUGAGCACGAUGCUGGGUCUCCCCUUAAUACUGAGCGACGACGACAUUGACCAAGAGUACCCGGCAUCCGUCGAUUCGGAGUUCAUCACCAAGGAUGGCAUUUUGCCCAUGCCGGCGGAUCACAUACCUCUUAUGGCCGGGGCCAAUGCGCAUACCCGGCUGUCCAGCAUCAUCCUGAAGGUUGUGAAGUACAUCUACCCGGUGAAGCAUGCUCAGCAUCGGGCUGGGUCGGACCAGCGCUAUGUGGUGAGCCAUUCCAAGAUCCGGGAGAUAGAGAGGGAUCUCCAGGCUUGGAUGGAGGAACUGCCGGCAGCACUACGUCCGGGAACGGAGGUCUCUCCACAACUUGAGCGGAUCCGGCAAUUGCUGCGGAUUAGCUAUGCUCACGUCCAGGUGAUGCUAUACCGUCCCUUCCUACACUAUGUUUCCAGCGGCUCGCAGGCUCGCGGGGUGGAUCGUCGUUCCUACGCCUGUGCGGCGGCGUGUGUCAGUGUCUCCCGGAACAUCGUCCACAUCACCACGGGCAUGCACAAAAGGGGAUUGCUAAAUGGUUCUUUCUGGUUUACCAUGUACACGACAUAUUUUGCCAUUCUGUCGCUGUUGUUCUUUGUUCUGGAGAAUCCUGAUUCUCCCACGGCCAAGGACGGCGUCCUCAAAGACGCCAUGGAAGGCAAAACCACACUGGCGGGGCUGGCCAAGAAGAGCAUGGCUGCAGAUCGUUGCUCCCAGAGUCUCAUCUGUUUGUUUAAGAACUUGCCCGAGCUACUCAAGAACCGACAAAGCGCUACCGCCACCCGUGCAAACCUCAAGCGCCCAGCGCCGUCUGGUGGCGGCCGAUCGACCGCCGCCAAAAUCCCGGCCACGGGGAUGCCGCCGCCGCAGCGGGCCAGCACCUUCCCAAACCAACUGCUGCAUCGAUCGACAAAGUCGGAAACCAGCAACACGCUCAAGAGCCUCGACGACAGCGCCACAUCGCGCAAUGCCACAACCAACCUCCGUCAUAGUCAGCCUCCGACGUGGUUCCCGUCCACCCCAGAGCCGCCAGCAGACACUGUGUCGACGCCCUCGGAGACGGCGACUACCAAUGCUUCGGCCCGAGCUUCCCCUGUAUCGGCGUCAUUACCCGCGGGAGACUCCUCGGCUGCCAGCACAUUCAAUGCACAGGCUUUCGCAAACACCUGCAACUUCCCCGACCUCAUGCCUAUCAUGUUUCCCUCGGACGAUCCGUUUGCCUACCCAACGCAACCGAUGUCGACACUGGAGAAUGACCACUUCCAAGAUGCGACUGGCGCGCCCGUUACUGGGCAGUUUGCACCGGGAAUGGUGUCAACGGCCGACACCAACGGGUUAAGCGCGCUCGCGGCGUCAACACCGACAGUGGAUGGGUUCGGAAACUUCCCUCUCUUCGCGGGCGGAACACGCAGUGGCCUGGGCCCCAGCAUCUCGAACCGUCUGGCAAACCAACAACAGAUGAAUACCUCCCGACUGCAAUCGCCCGGCUCACAUGCAUCAACGCCUGGCACCAACGGCGAGGUCGUCAACAGUCCGGACCUCGUCUCUCUGCCGAACCAGAAUUUCAUGUGGCAGGGAUACAACUUCCAGCCGCCGAACUUCACCGCGGAGGCGGCUGUUCCCGCAACCGCCUCGAAUCUCGGACAAUUCGGCCUGGGUAUGGAUGACAGUAACCCAGGGGGGUUGGGGAUGGGGCUGGAUCUGGGGCUCCCGCUCGAUGAUAUCUUCGGAAAUGGUGAUGCGUGCCGACCAGGCGCACUGGGCGACGAUUGGACUCAAUGGAUGAAUGUGGGAGGCUAAAUGUCAAGGCGGUUAUAUACCCAUAUGUAUGCGUUUGGUUUGAUUAUGAGGAUCCUAUGACGAGGAACGGAGUACAGACGGUGUUGGAGGGAGUAUAUAUAUGUCAUGUUACGUAAUGUUAACCAAUCAAUCAUCUAUAC